Molecule: messenger RNA, 1878 nt
Organism: Lacerta agilis (Sand lizard)
Lineage: Eukaryota; Metazoa; Chordata; Lepidosauria; Squamata; Lacertidae
Product: histone H2A type 2-B-like
Exons: 1
Coding region: 301-681 (126 amino acids)
Cellular component (GO): nucleosome
Molecular function (GO): structural constituent of chromatin; DNA binding; protein heterodimerization activity
Source: RefSeq, a predicted model, not a curated record
GCUGGGGGCCGCCGGAGCCGGGAGCGCGGCCUGCAACCUGCUCCCUGCUAGUCCGCUCCGGGGUUGGGUUGCAAGGCGGGGUGGUGCGCAGCGGGGAGGGGGCGGAGUUGCUCCGGAACACGCGUCAGGCAGGCUCGCAAUCUGCGUUCCCACGUUACUUUGCUAACACUCUGUGGCGGCGGUGUUUUUAUCCAGAUCUUUCUCCUUCUCUGCCUGCUUCGUGAGCAAAGCGCCGGGCCUCGGCUUGAAACCCUUUAGGAGCGCCCUGCCCGCCCCCUCCAGCCCAGCCGCCUGCCCGCAAUGUCCGGCCGAGGGAAGUCCGGCGGCAAAGCGCGCGCCAAAGCUAAGUCCCGCUCGUCCCGCGCCGGCCUGCAGUUCCCGGUGGGCCGCGUGCACCGGCUGCUGCGGAAAGGCAACUACGCCGAGCGGGUGGGUGCCGGGGCGCCCGUGUACCUGGCGGCCGUGCUGGAGUACCUGUCGGCCGAGAUCCUGGAGCUGGCCGGCAACGCGGCGCGGGACAACAAGAAGACCCGCAUCAUCCCGCGGCACCUGCAGCUGGCCAUCCGCAACGACGAGGAGCUCAACAAGCUGCUGGGCGGGGUGACCAUCGCCCAGGGCGGGGUCCUGCCCAACAUCCAGGCCGUGCUGUUGCCCAAGAAGACCCAGAGCUCCAAGAAAUGAGCCCGGCCCUGUUUCCGAUGGGGAACAACAAAGAGUGAUGUGUCCCCACCACCCCACCCGCAGGAUCCGACCCAGCGGGCACCGGACAUUUUCUCCCUUUUCUCUCUGCUUCACUUGGAGCAGCCAACGCCGGGCAGAUCUCUUCCUCUCCGCCUCCUCUGCCUUGGCGCAGCCAUCGCUGGGCCGCCUCUGCGCCUCCUCUCCUCGCUCUGGUCCUCCCUGCCCGCCUGGCGCUUCCCUCUCACCCUCGCCAGCCCUCUUUCCUUCCAAUGAUGUGCACCUCGCUUGGCACUCCUGCCCUCUUUCAGUUCCAGGGAUUGGUGUGGGAAGAGCAGGCUUAAAUCAUUUUUCUGUGUCCCGAGAAGGGCACGUGCUGCGGGCCUGGUGGCUGCCACCUAGUGCCCUGCAGAUUGAUUUCUGUAUUUUUUCUCCCUCCAUCUCUCUCUUCUCAUUCUCCCUCCCAUCCCCAUGAUUUAUCCCCUAAUCUACUACCCUGAAGCUGCUUAUACCUGCAGCAUCUGUGCAAUUAGCUUUUCUUUUCCCUCCCUCUCCCUCCCUUAAAGCCACUAUUAAUUUUUCCGGAAAGGGGAUUUGGAAAGAAAGGACAGUUUUGGAUCUAGAAGAAUGAUUUGUGCAUCUUGUUUUUCUUGAAUUGUGACUAACUGGAAGAACGGAAGUCAUGAAGCAAGGUGGAAGCUGCAAGCCUGCCCUAGGAAGGCAAGCGACUUUUGCUUGGUAGCGUGUCACCAUUUGUGACCAUGGAGGCUUUCUGCACCUUGUCUGUGCACCUGUCAGGGAGGGAGGAUGAAGGGAGAGCCUCUCCAUUCAUUACUGUUCUGCACAAAUAUUCCGUCUACUCUCUUAAAACUGCUCUGUCGCGGAGCUCAAUACAGUGAUGGAUCUAUCUACCUGUUGUUGCUGCAUAUCCCCAUUCAAUGUGAUCACAAACUUAAUAAAACGUUGGAGGGGGGAGGGGAGAAAAGGAAGCUGCCAGAAAAAAUCGUAAUGUGAAAAGAGCCACUUCUCUUGUUGAGAGAAAUAUUCAUCUCUUCAAGUGCUAAGCUUUUUUUCUCCCCUUUCCUUGUUUGCUUUAUGAUGAGGUAUUGCGUCACUGUAUUUGUACUCCAUUCCUAAUUGUGUGCUCGUGUUAAAUUUUGAUUUUAUUGUUGUUGCAAACCUUUUUUAAAGAAGGGGGGA